Messenger RNA from Porites lobata, 5180 nucleotides. The record is from the annotation of a GenBank genome assembly. Lineage: Eukaryota; Metazoa; Cnidaria; Anthozoa; Scleractinia; Poritidae.
AUGGAAAAUACUAACAAGAGAACCCUGACAUUGUUGUCUUCUUUCCAAAUUGCGAUAUCCGUCUUAUUUUUCGUUCUCGGAUUGGUGGACACUCUUCAAAUCCGCUACAUUUAUGUUGGCCUCGCAGCUUCGCCUUGUUGGAUUAUUCCUCUGGUAAGUCAGUGCCUCUGAUUUCUACCUGUUUCUAAAUUUAUCAAUGACUUAACUCUUUGUAAGAUUAUAUCUCGUCAUGGAUAAAGGUUUUACUGCUGCAGUGAUGGUACAAGUGAAGAGAAAACCUUCUGAACUUUUUGCCUUGGGAUCUUCACGCUUAUUGUGAUCUGUAUGUUUACAAGUAAUUCAUCUGAUUCGUCAGGGGCACCCAACUGCAAUUUUCGGGAAAAUAUCUGUUCGGAAGACGAUUUGAGAUCUAGAAUUUUCGGAUCAUUUGUUGUAAAAUUUCUUGCUUGCCUGCCUCUCCUAGGAUUUUCGAACAUCUACAAAAUGGUAUAAUUACCCAUUUUUAACGGAUUUUUACCCUAAAAAAGGCCACCUAGAAUUUUCGGGAGCCUUUUCCUGGCUAAAAUUUUCGAGAAGGUAAGUUUUUAUCCCUAUAAUUUUCGGAUCAUUAGACUUUCAGCUAGGAAAUCCGAACAGAUGAAAAGUUUUUAGGGGAUAAAAAUAUGCCUAUAUCUACCGUUUGAAUACUAAAAUACGUUCAACAAUGCUAUGUUAAUUAAGUGGUUUUGAACUAUAUCCUCGUUGGGUGCCCCUGAUUCGUUAGGAGUGGUCGUCUCGCUUUCACAGUGAACAGGUCAAACAACAGAAACCAAUUUGCGAAAGCUCAUAAUUGUUAUUUCAAUUAUUCUUCUAUUCAAUUACAAAACAUUUGGAAAGUGCACUUAAAAAGUUCUAUGUUUUCGACUGCUAAUGUCUCGAUGGAUCUGUCAAUAUACUUCCCGUCUUGGCGCUAAGUGUUUUCAGCGAAGGGUAGGCUUGGAUAAAUUCUUCCGGCAGAAUUUCGAGCAGAAUAAGCGAAUUUUGAGGCGAGCAUUCUGCCUGCAGAAUAAGGCAUUUUCGAGCAGAAUAGGAGAAGAAUAAGGGAAAAUCAGCGGCACUAAUGAUAUGAACAUCGAUCAGUUGAAAGAAAAAUUUAAAACAAAAUAAAAUACACAUGGAAAAUAAUGACAAUUUUGCAACACAUAAUGAAUAUCUAAUUAGGUUUUAAGGGUUAGGCCGAGGCUCCCUUCUAUAUUUGCGAAAAUAAAUAUGUGCCGAAAAUUUUUUCCGAUACCGAGCACAAUUCGAGCAGAAUAAGGGUGUCCGAGCAGAAUUUUGAGCAGAAAAAGCGACUUUUACGAGCACUGCUGGCAGGCGGAAUAAGCCAUUUUAAGAGCAGAAUUUUUUCGAAGCCUAGCGAAAGUUAGGAAGCUCGUUAUGUUGGGGAAAAUGCAAGUAUAGUUACAUUAACUAGUUAUUUUAUGCGAACAAAGCCUUUCCCGUAUCCUUUUCCACAAAAUUGUAAACGAACUCGCACCAAAUUAGUCUCCCUCGCAGCCGUUUUUUUUGGAAACGAAAAUACGACUCAUCUCACCAAAUUUUGAUUAUUCCACAGUCUCCCACAUUCCACAGCGAACGGCUCGAACAUCCAUAAUACUAAUAUCAACCAUAUUGCCGCAAAGAAACCUCCGGCGCUUUCCAUUUAACGAAAAUUCUGGUUUUAUAUUUCGGAAAUUCCACAUGCCGUAUGGAACGGUUGUUUCCGGUUGCACAUACCCGACCCAAUCCACCGCGCGUUUGGUUAUUAGGGAGCUUUAGCAACGAGGACGGCGACGGCAAGGAGGACGUCAAAAAAGCAAUAGGAUUAUUGAGCAAAACAACAACUUUGUACGUGCAUCACGCUUUUUUGUAGAUUUCUUUACCGUCCUUGCACGACUACGACGUGAAAAUGCCUAAUUGCAAGUUUUAUGGAGGGCGUAAACAAGCGACGACGAAUGUCUUUUUCUACGACGUGAAAAUGCCUAAUUGCAAGUUUUAUGGAGGGCGUAAACAAGCGACGACGAAUGUCUUUUUCUACGACGUGAAAAUGCCUAAUUGCAAGUUUUAUGGAGGGCGUAAACAAGCGACGACGAAUGUCUUUUUCUACGACGUGAAAAUGCCUAAUUGCAAGUUUUAUGGAGGGCGUAAACAAGCGACGACGAAUGUCUUUUUCUCCCUUUAAACUUGAGUACGGUCCUCAAGAAAUCACCUCCAGGGAAAUUCGGCUACACUUGCCAUUUUCAGCAAAUUGUGAUAAACGCGACAAAGACUGAAAAAACGGGAAUUCAUUUUAAAACUGACGUUUUCGCUGCCGUUGCCGUCGUCGAUGCCAAAACUCCCUGUUGUUUUUGUAAGCUGGAUACAAAAGAGACAAACAAAGACAACAAUUUGGUAAAAUAGAAAGGGAAUUGAGCUUGAAGCUGUUGAAGCCCCUGCUGUCAAUAAAAACGCCUCCAGGAAACGAAAACCAAAUUUUUCAGUACAAGAAAUUGCGCCGAUAACCGCGUUUGAGAAACCGAAUCUAACCCACGGUUAAUUUUUAUCCAUUGGUUAGGGUGUUUAACCAUUGGUUAAAAGUUAACCAUGUUUCGAGCAACCGGGACCUGGUCGCAGUCCUUAAAAAGCCACUUUCUACUGAAAAAUUUGGCUACAUUGACAUGUAAUAAUGUAUAUUGACAAAUUGAGCGAGGCUACAUAAACGCAAUAGACAGGUUGAAAUAAGGCAAGUUCAUUUUAGUAACGUUUUCAUGAUCACUUACUGUUGUCACUGCGACAGAAAUUCGCUAUGGCUCAUGCUAAGUCAGUGAGAGUGUUAAAUACAUGUAAUAAAUUUUCUUUAAUGAUCUUUAUAUCAUGUAUAUACAUGCUCAUUGGUUCUUGUAACUUCAUUGCUCAUUGGUUCUUGUAACCUCUCCUCUGUAUUUAUCUUUGGUUUGGUCUUCUUGGUGUCUCUUCUAAGAAUUACGGGGGACAAUGGAAGUCAAGUUAGAAUUUUGAUAGACCGACCGUUGGCUAAUAUACAUUUAUUUUAAUUUUUUUGUUUAUUUUUCGCUUAUCGGUACAUACAGCUGUACAUACCCACUUUAGGAUGUGUAUAUGUUUAUAGGAGUUAUUUUGUUAACAGUGUCCCCAGUUAGCAUUUUAGCUGUAUAAAUCUUUUGAUUCUCCAACGAAAUACUUGAAUACAUAUAAAAAUAAUGUAUAAGUAAGUAUGUAUUUCAUUCUGUUCUGUGUAUUUACUGUUCAGACUCUUGCAAGUGGCAUCAUGGGACUUGUUUUAAGCCAAAGCCGUAAAAGAUCUUCAAAUCUGGUAAGAUUUUCUCGAUAAGCACUUGUAAACGUCUGACAGAGGAAAAUAAUUUUUUAUAACUUAAUAUUCCCAGAGCGAAGACUUUCCAUAAGCAACGACCGCCACACCCACCCCACCCCCCUCUCCCAGGCUUGGCGGGUUGGGAGUACCGUGGGAGCAUCAAGACACCCCUCCCAUAACUGAGACUGAGCCUAACCCGUCUCCCCUCGACCACCACCACCACCACAAAACAAGGCAAGCUAACGGAUUACAAAGUGAACUCCCUCCGAACAUAUUGAUCGCUUCGUAGAGGAAGAGCAACAUUAUCGGAGGAAACUGGAACUUGCGCUGUCUUGAAACUAAAUUCAAGUAGCAGAUCGUAUGAACUUAAUUGGAGAGAGCAUUUUAUCAGGAAUACACGGGUACUGUAUUCAAGUCCCCCAGAGAAAAACAUAUAUGCAGCAUCUCCACCCGGAGUCAGCAAUUUCCAUGUACUCUUGUCAUGGCGUUCUCGCAGUUUAUUUUUAGACCGAUUUUGGCGCGAAUUUAGAAUAUUUUGCCAAGUCCCACAAACCAGUCAAAACCUACAGAACUGAAGAUGGUACUUUGACCUUUUAAUGACAUUCAGUUCUCCUUGUUCAGGCCCAUAUACUUUAAAUGCGGAGAACCGCACUUUGUCAAUGUAAAAAUAAACCGGCCCGUGAAAGCGCCUUGACCUACAAUAGGCCUAGUAUGAGAGUUGCACGCUGCAUGUUAUGGGCUCCUAGUAUGUGCCUAUUCAAAAGUGCAACUUCUCCUUCUGAUUAACAUACCUGAGUCAUCUCUUCAGUUGACUUUAUAAUUUAUUGAUUUCAAUUUCAAUUUUUCUUUAGAUCCAUGCCAUUUGGUCGGUUAGCGUGGCAUGUAUUAUCUACGCCGCUAUUACAGCGCUCAGGUAUCAGUACUGGGGUGUCGAAUUACUGAAGAUUCGUACUAUUAUCCUGAACACAGACCACUACAGCAACGAAAAAUGGUGGUUUGUAGAGAAAAAUGUGAGGCCGAAGUACACUAAGCAGGAAAAUGAAGCUUUUGCUGUAUUUGGCAUCAUCAUUGUGUUGUCUAUCAUUGAAAUUAUCCUGGCUGCUGCUUUGGCAAAAGUCAGCGAUUCAAGCCACAAUUGCAAAAGGGUUCAACAGCCCACCAUCCCAAUGUACGCUAUGUAUUAUCAGGUACGGCAAAAAUGGCAUUGUGAAGUGUAAUCAUACUACAAAACACACGUGCGAUUUUUUUUACGUCAUAAAGGAGGGGAGAGAGUCAUAGACAUUGCAGUCGUUUAAAUCUUCGUAAAAUUUCGUCUGAGCAGUGGGUCAAUUCAAUAUACCCACUGACAGUGGCCACAAUUACACUUGCCCGGCAGCGGCAAGUUGGAAGAAUUUCGAUCUGGCUUGUAUCUAACAAAAUAUUGGAAGAAAAUAUAAACUUAUAGCUGUACAGUCAGCCUCGCUUUUUUCACUGUUUGCUCACAAAAACAUUUCGCUGAAUUCAUCCAUUAGGAUCUGGCAUCUUUGUUUUGUACUUUCGCAUUUGCUAUUUAUUUACAAGAUAUUUUUUAACUGCAUACUACUUUUUCUAUAUGCUUUGCAACGGCUUUUAUUUACUAAUGGUCAGUUUUAAAUCAUUAAAAUCGCACAACGAAUAUGCAAACAGACUGAAGAAGAAUUGAAAUCGCGAAGUAACUUUCGUCGUUUCUUUUCCUUUAACAGCCAGUUGGCCAAGUCAGUGCGCUCCCGGGACAAACCAAUGCGGACAUUGAGUCACGCGUACGCCUAAUUCCUGCCCAGGACAUACCACCUCCUCAUGAUCAAAUGUCUCCUCAUUAGAAGUAAAAGACGUC